GUGGCAGGUACGGCCACAGACCGGCCCUGCGGACGGCCCGGUGCCGGUGAAGGCUCGCUCGCUCCCCAGCCGGGACGAACAGAAGGUCAGUCGUGCGUCGGCCGAGCAGACAGAAGGACGGACCCGACGCGCGGCCCCUGGGGAACAUCGAGCCAGCCGCGACUCCACGUCACCUCAGCUCUCCAGCCAUGUCUACCGCCGCCAUCCGCCUAUCGGUGCUCCUGGCUCUGGUCGGCUGUUGGGCCGGCUCGUCCCAGGCACAGGACACCCUCUGUCGCGUCACUCCCGACGAUCCAGACGGCGACUGUAUCAUCGGCGAGGCCCGGGUGGACUAUCCGACUCUGCUGGCGCGGCCGCCGACAUCCUUCAACUGCGACGAGUACGAGUACCCGGGCCUCUACGCUGACGUCGAGGCGGACUGCCAGCUGUUCCACUUCUGUCCACCGCGCGGCCUGGGCCGAUCUGCAAACGGCGAGGAUCGUCCGGCCGCCUUCCUCUGCACACCCGGCUCACUCUUCAACCAGCAGUACGGAGUGUGCGACCACUGGUUCAACGUGGUCUGCGAGCGGGCACCGCAGUACUACGGCCUCAACAAACUGCUCUACGAGAAGAGCCUCACCGGGGACUGGCUGGUCGGAGACUCCGCGGGCACCUCCGCGUAGGAGGCUAAUCGGUGUCCUGCAUGGUAGAAAUUCAGCAACGCAGCUUCAGCGGGAGUGUAGCCUUCUAGAUUCAUGGACAGACUGUUUUGUCUUUAUAAAGUGAUGCAAUGCGACUGUAGAACUCGAACAGAGCUGUAUAUUCAUCGUUCUAUGUAUGAGGUCACUGCAAGCAAUCUCACAGGUCACAAUCUCUCUCACCCCACGAGCUGAAGAUGUAAGAUAUUAAGUACGUCAUCGUUGUUGAUAUUCAUUCAAUACGCUAUCAAAGCAAAAUAAAUAUUUCUUUAGACCCCUA
Messenger RNA from Amphibalanus amphitrite, 957 nucleotides. RefSeq lists its product as uncharacterized. Gene Ontology annotation, cellular component: extracellular region. The record is from RefSeq and is a predicted model, not a curated record. Lineage: Eukaryota; Metazoa; Arthropoda; Thecostraca; Balanomorpha; Balanidae. Bases 189 to 662 code for a protein of 157 amino acids. The transcript is spliced from 4 exons. Gene Ontology annotation, molecular function: chitin binding.